AUUUUAUUCAUAUCCUGAUGGAAUCGUGGAACCCAGUCAAUCAGCUGAUCCGUUUCGCUUUUCAUCUUUAUCUGAAGAAGCUUGAUUGCAAAGAUGGCGAGCCGGGCGGUUGGCAUGGAUAACGGCAGGGUUUCUUCUGUCGGUUUCCGAUGUUUGGUACGGAGAAAGUCAGUUGACUCCGCGGCAACUCGAGGCCGGGACGAUGGAGGACAUCCGCGCUUAGCUCGAAAGCUCUCUGUCGUCGACCUCAUCGCCAUGGGUGUUGGAGCAACCAUAGGUGCUGGGGUUUAUAUUCUUGUUGGAACAGUGGCUAGAGAGCACACAGGGCCUUCCCUUGCUAUUUCUUUCUUUAUAGGUGGAAUAGCAGCUGCUCUUUCUGCUUUUUGCUAUGCAGAGCUUGCAUGCCGUUGUCCAUCUGCUGGCAGUGCAUAUCAUUUCUCAUAUGUCUGCAUAGGAGAAGGGGUCGCAUGGUUAAUUGGGUGGGCUAUGAUACUUGAGUACACUCUUGGUGGUGCAGCUGCUGCUCGUGGCAUAUCUCCAAAUUUGGCCAUGUAUUUUGGAGGUGAAGACAAACUUCCUGCAAUUUUUGGUCGUCCAACUAUUUUGGGCAUCUUAGUAGAUCCUGGUGCAGCAGUUUUGGUUCUCAUUAUCACUGGCCUCCUCUGCACUGGAAUCAAGGAGAGCUCUCUUGCACAGACCAUUAUUACAACAAUAAAUAUCUUUGCUUUGAUAUUCAUUGUCAUUGCUGGUGCAUACCUGGGUUUCAAGACUGGAUGGGUUGGUUAUGAACUUCCGAGCGGGUAUUUUCCAUUUGGAGUAAAUGGGUUGCUUGCAGGCUCUGCUACAGUGUUCUUUUCCUACAUCGGUUUUGAUAUUGUUGCCAGCACUUCUGAGGAGGUGAAGAACCCUUCACGUGAUAUGCCUCUUGGUAUAGGGGCCUCAUUGGCUAUAUGUACUAUAUUAUAUGUGCUUGUAUCAGCUGUGAUUGUUGGAUUAGUACCAUAUUAUGCUCUAGAUCCAGACACACCGGUUUCCUCUGCUUUUGCUAGCUAUGGCAUGAAUUGGGCUGUUUACAUAAUUACAACUGGAGCAGUGACUGCUCUUUGUGCAAGUUUAAUCGGUGCAAUUAUUCCACAGCCUCGAAUACUGAUGGCGAUGGGUAGGGAUGGAUUACUGCCAUCCUUCUUUUCUGACAUUAGUAAGCACACUCAAGUUCCUGUUAAGGGUACCUUAGCAACUGGGAUUUUUAUUGCAGCACUGGCCUUCUUCAUGGACGUUUCACAAUUGGCAGGAAUGGUUAGUGUGGGAACAUUACUUGCAUUCACUACUGUUGCUAUUUCUGUAUUGGUAGUCAGAUACGUUCCUCCAGAUGAGUUCUCUUUCCCAUCAUUGCUCCAGCCAUCCAUAACUCCUGCAUCAUUCACACAACAUAGUAAAGCUCUGCGAAUUGGGGAUGAAAACACUAAAUCCAUAAGCAUGCCUUAUAGUAACAGUGAACAUCUUCACCCUGUGGUUGAAUGUCCUCUUCUUCCAAAAGAGACAACCCAAGAUGCCUGCAAUGAACUCAGGAGACGAAAAAUUGCUGCUUGGGCUAUCACUCUAGUAUGCGUAGGGAUCCUUCUGUUCGUAUCUGCUGCUUCAGCUGAGGGUCUUUCCAGCAUUCCCCGCUUUCUAGUUUGUGGAGUUGGUGGCAUGAUUGUGUUAUGCUGCUCGACAGUCCUCGCCUGUGUAGAUCAAGCUGAUCUGAGGCGGAGAUUCAAGAAAUCAGGAGGUUUUCUCUGCCCAUUCGUUCCAUUUCUCCCCAUCGCCAGCAUACUCGUGAACACAUAUUUGCUGAUAAACAUCGGGGCCGAGACUUGGAUUUAUGUUUUACUAUGGUUGGCAGCUGGAGCGUUGAUAUAUUCAUUCUACGGACGAACUCAUAGCCUACUGCAAUCGCGUGAUCAUUCCCAUUCCGAGAUAUGCUGCACAGCAGAAUGAUAGAUGCAGUGUUGUGGUUUAAGAAUGAUGAGAAGGUGCAUAUCUAUAGUGUAUAUGUUGUAUAGCUAAUACAUAUCUAUAGUGUAUGAGUAUUAGCUGUGUACAAAGCUGGCUAUUAAGAGAUCCUCAAAACAUUUUGAAUUUGCUUUUCAUUGUGAAGGCCAUUUUUUUCCCUUCAUUUUCUGAAA
This is a messenger RNA of Ipomoea nil (Japanese morning glory), 2168 nucleotides long. RefSeq names its product cationic amino acid transporter 4, vacuolar-like. The transcript has 15 exons. The coding region runs from base 94 to 1980 and encodes 628 amino acids. Gene Ontology annotation, cellular component: membrane. Lineage: Eukaryota; Viridiplantae; Streptophyta; Magnoliopsida; Solanales; Convolvulaceae. Gene Ontology annotation, biological process: amino acid transport; transmembrane transport. Gene Ontology annotation, molecular function: amino acid transmembrane transporter activity. The record is from RefSeq and is a predicted model, not a curated record.